Messenger RNA from Prosopis cineraria, 1209 nucleotides. RefSeq names its product transcription repressor MYB6-like. The record is from RefSeq and is a predicted model, not a curated record. The coding region runs from base 64 to 987 and encodes 307 amino acids. NCBI's taxonomy places the organism in Eukaryota, Viridiplantae, Streptophyta, Magnoliopsida, Fabales, Fabaceae. The transcript is spliced from 2 exons.
UUUCUGGCACAGAGCUCUCUCUCUCUCUCUCUCUCUCUCUGUGCGAGCUGAAACCCAUUGGAGAUGGGAAGAGCUCCUUGCUGCGCAAAAGUGGGGCUGCACAGAGGGCCAUGGACUCCUAAAGAAGAUGCAUUGCUUACCAAGUACAUCCAAGCUCAUGGCGAAGGCCAAUGGAGAUCCUUACCAAAACGAGCUGGGCUUUUGAGGUGUGGGAAAAGUUGCAGGCUGAGAUGGAUGAACUAUCUCAGACCAGACAUAAAGAGAGGCAACAUAACGCCCGAAGAAGACGAUCUCAUCAUUCGAAUGCACUCGCUUCUCGGAAAUCGAUGGUCUCUCAUCGCAGGAAGAUUGCCCGGCAGAACAGAUAACGAAAUCAAGAACCACUGGAACACCCAUCUCAGCAAGAGGCUUCGCAACCAAGGAACCGACCCCAUCACUCACAAGAAGCUCUCGUCCCUUCCAGCUUCCCCAGAUCGUAAUCACGCUUCCAGGAAGAAACUGCCCAGGAAGAAGAAGAAAGGCAAGGCGCGUGAGAAUGGAGCGCAGGCAGAGAAAGAUGAGUUGGAGAAGAAGACGAUAGUGUAUCUGCCCAAGCCCAUCAGGAUCUCGGCCUGCUUGUCUUCUUCGAUUCCCCGGAGCGAUAGUAACCAGAACUUGAACUCGUUUGAUUCCAACUCGGCCAGCGGAUCUACCAGCCAAGAGAAGAAAGGGAACGCCUGGGGAGAGAAUAAUAACAACAAUAACUAUAGUGAUUAUAAUUAUAAUUAUACUUAUUGUGGUGACGAAGAAGAUCAGGGGUUUGUGGGGUUGCUCGAGGAAGAGCAUGAGCUGGUCAACGGGUCUGACAUGGAGGGGCAGUCGGAGUUUCCAACGUCGGCGGAGCAGCACGGGACGCUCGAGAAGCUGUACGAGGAAUACUUCCAGCUCUUGAAUAACCAAGAAAGCCAAGAGGAACUAGAGUCUUUUGCUGAAUCCUUGCUGGUUUGAUCCAUAUUAAGAUGCAAAUAAUCAGGUUAAUAUCUCAGAAUAAAAUAUGGACUAGCUAGCUAGCUUACGUGUUAAUAUGGAACUUACAGUUUCCCUCCUCUCCCUCCAAUUCUCUCCUCCCUUUCUUUUUAUUUUUUGGGGACAUUUUGGAAAAUUAAAGUAAAUAAGAAAUAAUAAUGUCAUGUGAAAUCUGAAAAUUAAAGGAAAUGCUUCGCGUGCUCA